Molecule: messenger RNA, 1696 nt
Organism: Eutrema salsugineum
Lineage: Eukaryota; Viridiplantae; Streptophyta; Magnoliopsida; Brassicales; Brassicaceae
Product: pentatricopeptide repeat-containing protein At5g61370, mitochondrial
Exons: 1
Coding region: 129-1598 (489 amino acids)
Molecular function (GO): protein binding
Source: RefSeq, a predicted model, not a curated record
GCAUUAAUUUUCGCUUAGAUUCAUGCAACUCCGGAGAGCAUUCAGUAACCCUUUCGAUGGUUAAUCAUCUCUGGUAACUUCAGGAGAGUUAGUGCACACCAACUGUUUGAUGAAAUUCUUCAGAGAAGAUGCUUCCCAUAGUCAGAUCAAACGGUUUUGCGUUUUUAACAUAUGCUACAAAAUUUUCGCGCCAUUUAUGCUCACAUCACUUGGUAGAUCAAUCGGACCAUGCAUCGAUGGAGUUGCAUGAAGUUAUUCGGAUUGUUUCUUCCCCCAUCGGUGGUCUGGAUGACCUUGAAGAAAGCUUGAACCAGGUUUCGGUUUCUCCAUCAUCCAAACUUGUUCACAAAGUGAUUGAUUCCUGUAAGGAUGAGACUUCACCGAGAAGGCUGCUGAGAUUUUUCUCCUGGUCUUGUAAAAACCUGGGAUCUUGUUUAGAGGACAAGACAUUCAACCAUGUACUAAGAGUUUUGGCUGAGAAGAAGGAUCAUACAGCUAUUCAGAUACUCUUAUCAGAUCUCAGGAAGCAGAAUCGGGCCAUGGAUAAGCAAACGUUUAGCCUCGUGGCCGAAACUCUGGUUAAGAUUGGUAGGGAAGAAGAUGCUAUAGGAAUCUUUAAGAUCUUGGACAAGUUUUCGUGCCAACAAGAUAGUUUCACUGUGACAGCUAUUAUAAGUGCGCUCUGUUCCAGAGGACAUGUGAAGAGAGCAUUGGGAGUUAUGCAUCAUCACAAGGCUCUAAUAUCCGGGAAUGAAUUGUCUGUGUACAGAAGUCUUUUGUUCGGUUGGUCGGUCCAAAGAAACGUGAAGGAAGCAAGAAGAGUUAUACAGGAUAUGAAAUCAUCCAGGAUUACACCAGAUUUGUUCUGUUACAACACAAUGCUUACCUGCCUCUGCGAAAGAAACGUUAAUCGAAACCCGUCUGGGCUUGUUCCUGAAGCUUUGAACAUUAUGUUGGAGAUGAGGUCUUACAAAAUCCAACCUACUUGUAUUAGUUACAACAUAUUGCUUUCUUGUUUGGCAAGGACGAGGAGGGUUAAAGAGUCUUGCCAGAUUCUAGAACAGAUGAAGAAAUCGGGAUGUGAUCCCGAUACAGCGAGCUAUUACUUCGUCGUGAGGGUUCUGUAUUUGACAGGAAGGUUUGGUAAAGGCAACCAAACGGUGGAUGAGAUGAUCGAGAGAGGACUGAGACCUGAACGCAGAUUCUAUUAUGAUCUGAUUGGAGUUCUUUGUGGGGUCAAACGGGUAAACUUUGCGCUUCAGUUGUUUGCUAAGAUGAAGAGAAGCAGUGUGGGUGGUUAUGGUCCGGUUUAUGAUCUGCUCAUACCCAAACUAUGUAAAGGAGGAGACUUUGAGAAAGGAAGAGAGCUUUGGGAAGAAGCAAUGUCACUUGAUGUCACGCUUAGUUGCUCUGUCGAUUUACUUGAUCCUUCUCUCACAGAGGUUUUCAAGCCGAUGAAGAAGAAGAAAGAAGAGGCUGCCAUGGUAGAUCGUCGUGCACUCAACUUAAAGAUCCAUGCUAAGAUGAACAAACCAAAGCCAAAACUGAAACCAAAACGGAAAAGCAGGAGCAAGACGAAGAAGAAUCAGCAGGGCUGAUUUCUUCUAACCAUGUUUAGAACAUCUGAUGUAGCAGCUUUUUAUAAAUUAACAAUGCAGAAGCAAUGAGUAGAUUGUAGAUUUUGUUGUUAUUCACU